This is a messenger RNA of Daldinia decipiens, 366 nucleotides long. RefSeq lists its product as uncharacterized. The transcript has a single exon. The record is from RefSeq and is a predicted model, not a curated record. NCBI's taxonomy places the organism in Eukaryota, Fungi, Ascomycota, Sordariomycetes, Xylariales, Hypoxylaceae. Bases 1 to 366 code for a protein of 121 amino acids.
AUGGACAAAAUUCAGAGACUACCUAAGUUCGCUAUUAUAGGCGUCAAUCAUCUCGAUCAGUUAGUCGAGGCGAUUUCAAGACUUGAGUCCGGCAUUGUCGACUACCCCUAUCGUAAAAAUCCCUUGAUUCGCGUGGAAGAAGAAGCUGUUCGAGCACAUCUUGGAGAUAUUGUAAGCGCAAAACGUUCUCUCGAAGGCGCUGCGACUGAGGAAGAAAAGAAGUCCCCGGAAGAGAAAAAAGUCAACCCUUACCUCACUAAUAUGAGAAAGAUCAGUCUCGCACUAGCCAAGUUGGAAAAUAUAAAGAGACGUUUGGAGGAGCUCAUGGCAUGGAACUUCAGCGUGAAAGCUAGGUACAGUAGGUGA